AAGAUUCUUCCUCUCUUUGAUGCCUACGCCGCAAUGCUUAGGGGAAGAGCGAUUCUCUCUUCCCCUUUCCCCUUCCUCUCUUCCCUUUUCUUCUCCGCCUCUGCCUCCUCCGCCUCGUAUUCUUUUUGCAAAAGAAAACCCCCUUAUCAUCCUUCUCUAAAACCCCCAGUAGCCAAGAAGAUUCCCUUCACUUGCUCCGCCCAUGGAAGAACCUGGGAGGACCCCUAUCGUUGGAUGUCCGACACCGGCGACCCGGAUUUGGUGGAUUAUCUUGGACGGGAGAACGCCUAUGCCGAUUCCUUCAUGACCGACACCUUUGACCUCCGCCGAAGGCUGGUUGGCGAGAUGAAGUCCCGGAUGCCGGACAAGGUCUCAACUCCGCCAGAGCAUUGGGGACCCUGGUCGUACUAUCAAUAUAUUCCAGAAGGGAGGGAGUAUCCAGUCCUGUGCCGGAGGCUGAGGCAUCCUGAUGGCUAUGCAAAAGCACUUUUGGAUUAUAUGAGAGGCUGUCACAGGGAGGAAAUUUUGCUUGACUGGAAUGAAAUUGCAGAACAAUUUGGUUAUGUUCACAUAGGAACUUGUCGCAUUUCUCUGGAUCACAAGUUCCUUGCAUACACAUUGGACAUUUCAGGCAAUGAAUCUUUUACACUUCAAGUUAAGGAUCUUCACUCUGGACAUGUCAUACCAAAUUCAAAAGUGGAGGGAGUUGUUAGCUUGGCAUGGGCUGGUGACAGCAGCUGUUUACUGUAUACCGUUUGUGAUGCAACUCAGCGACCUUAUAGGGUAUUCUCCAUGGAGCUGGGUUCAGGUUUGGAAGAUCAUCUGCUAUUUACAGAAAAAGAUAUGAGUUGCUGUGUGGAUAUUACAAGCACAAAAGAUGGCAAGUUUAUCACUAUAAACUCUAACUCAAGGACAUCAUCCGAGGUUUAUGUAAUAGACACUGAGAACAUGAAAGAUGGAUUAUGGUUAGUUCGAGAACGAGUGGCUGGUGUCCAGUACUUUUUGGAACAUCAUUAUGGUUUCUUCUACAUUCUUACUAAUGCUUCUUUAGAAAGCACCAGUUCAGCUGCUGAAGGUUAUUAUUUAGCUAGAUGCAUAGCAGAAAAGUCACUGACAGCUGAAUGGCAGGUUAUUGUUCUUCCAGGACAAGAUAUUUCGUUUCAAGAUAUGGAUAUUUUUCACAGACAUCUGGUUCUCUCUAUUCAGCAGAAGGGGCUUCCUUUAUUUUGUUCCAUAGAUAUCCCAAUGAGUGUUAAUUCUGAGCAACCAAUGGAACUUGAGAACCUCAAUCCAUGGUUUUUCCCGGUGCCUUCAUGUCUUUGCAGCAUUGUGGCUGGCUCCAACCACGAUUUCAUGUCUUCCAUCUACCGUGUUGUGAUAUCAUCACCAGUGAUGCCUGAUAUCAUAGCUGACUAUGAUAUGGGAAAACGAGCGUUUACCAUUCUGCAUCAAGAAGAAGUAGUAGGUUUGACUGAAAAGGGUGAAUCAGAUUCCUAUGGUGUGGCUUUUCCAUUUAAUUUUACAAUCACUAACUCGAAGAAAGAUGAGUCUUUGGAGGAUGGGCAGCAGCAGUCAUGGACUGAUCUUUCUGAAGCAUUUUCCUGUGAGAGGAUUGAAGUUGUUUCACAUGAUGGUUUCAUGGUACCGUUAACCAUUGUGUGCUCUCAGAAAGCAAAACAUACCAAUCAAUCACCAGGACUCUUGCAUGGAUAUGGAGCUUAUGGGGAGGUAUUAGACAAAAGCUGGUGCUCUGAUCACAUUAGCUUGCUCUCACGGGGUUGGGUUCUUGCAUAUGCUGAUGUGAGGGGUGGAGGGGGCGAAGGUUCAUUGCAUCAGUCUGGAACUCAGGCAUGCAAAAUGAACUCAAUUUAUGAUUUUACCGCAUGUGGCAUGUACCUUGUCAAUGAGGGCUUUGUUCAUAAGAAUAAGCUUGCUGCUAUUGGUUGCAGUGCAGGAGGUCUUCUUGUUGCUGCAGCUAUCAAUAUCUAUCAGAGUUUGUUCUCUGCUGUCAUUUUGAAGGUCCCCUUUCUGGAUAUUUGCAACACAAUGUUGAAUCCUUGUUUACCUCUGACCAUUUUGGACUAUGAUGAGUUUGGUGAUCCUCGAAACCAAGCUGACUUUGAGAUAAUUCACCAUUAUUCUCCAUAUGACAAUAUAACUCAGGGUUGUUAUCCUUCUGUCCUUGUUACAGCAUCAUUUGAUGACUCAAGAGUUGGAGUCUGGGAAGCUGCUAAAUGGGUGGCACAAGUGAGGGAGAAGACAUGCCCUACCUGUUCGCAGUCAGUGAUUCUGAAGACAAAUAUGAGUGGUGGGCACUUUGGUGAGGGUGGCCGCUACAUACACUGUGAAGAUGUGGCUUUCGAGUAUGCAUUUUUGAUUAAAGCUAUGGGGAUGCUUGAUGAUGAGAAGCAAUCUCAUGUUCUCUAGUUUGUCAUCAAAGUACACUGAUCAAGUUAGUUGAAAACAACUUGUUAUAUGAUUGUUUUCAUCUCAAAGAAGUUGUAGCUCUUCUAGAACACUGGCAACUAAUAUUUGCUCCGCCAGACUCACCAAGCGAGGACAGCAAUUAAGAUUUUACAUUUUUCUCAACAUAUUAAGUUUGUAGGCAUGACCGUCGUCAUCAUCCAUGCUGCAGCGAAACAUUUUGAACUUUGGAAGAGCUGUCAGUUGCUGUACAUUUGUACCAUCAGCUGUUAUAUCUAAAUGAGAUUUUGGCCAUAGGCCACA
Messenger RNA from Musa acuminata subsp. malaccensis (wild Malaysian banana), 2727 nucleotides. The record is from RefSeq and is a predicted model, not a curated record. Lineage: Eukaryota; Viridiplantae; Streptophyta; Magnoliopsida; Zingiberales; Musaceae.